Molecule: messenger RNA, 1142 nt
Organism: Paralichthys olivaceus (Japanese flounder)
Lineage: Eukaryota; Metazoa; Chordata; Actinopteri; Pleuronectiformes; Paralichthyidae
Gene: mia
Product: MIA SH3 domain containing
Biological process (GO): extracellular matrix organization
Molecular function (GO): protein binding
Source: RefSeq, a predicted model, not a curated record
UGUGGGUUGAAAGGACCUCUGUGUGUGUGUGUGUCAUUACAACUCUUUUUCAGAGACGGCAAACAGACAAAAGGGGAACAAGCUCAGAGACCAUAGGAUCAUUCGUUGCGUUCACAUACAGACAUGUCUUGCAAACUCUGGCUCGCUCUUUCAAUCUGGCUUUUGCUGGCGACAUGUGAAGCUGGAAGGCAGAUGCCAAAACUCUCCGAAAAGAAACUCUGCACUGAUUCUGACUGCAGCCAUCCCAUCUUGAUAGCUCGUGCAGUUCAGGACUACUAUCCUGGAGACUGCAGGUUCAUCCACAUCAGACAGGGCCAGCUGGUUUAUGUAUAUGCAAUGCUAAAAGACAGAGGGAACCUCUUCUGGGCUGGCAGUGUUCAAGACUCUUAUUACGGACAACAGGAGGCUCGCAUUGGCCACUUCCCCAGCAGCGUUGUGGAGGAGACACAUCCUCUCAUGCCAGCCAGCACUGAAGUCAGAACUACUAAAUGGGACUUCUACUGUAACUGAAGAUGAUGACAACCUUUAAAUACUUACAUACUUUCUCACUUGGUAUCAAAUGAUCUUACACACAUUGUUGAUGGUAUAGUAUAUGUACAGUAUAUCUGUACUGCUGAUAAUCUGCAUUGUAGGAGAAUAUGGGCAGCAGCUUCAUUUAGCCACAAAUUAUUGCAGAACGCAAUUAUAUUUCAUCAGGAUUUCCAAGCGUUGAAAUAUAAACCAUUGUUGUUGAAAGCUUUGUAUUCCUCCUCCAUCUGUCUAGUUUACUGAUUCAUAGAAAAGUAUCUCGCCUUCUUUCUAUGUAAUACUGCCUCGUGCUGUUUAUGUCUGUUUUGCAGGUAUUGAAUGUGUUUUAAGAAGAGAAAAAUAUGAAUUGUGUAGAUUUUCUUUCUCCACUACUACAACACCUGCCUUUUCUUAAUUGUGUAUCACUGAAAAAUAUGAAUCCAACUAAUAAUGUUGUCAAAGAAGUUGUUUUCUGCUUUUAUCCCCCAAUAUUUGAUUAAUGAAUUAUGUUAAGAGGAAAUAGGGAUAUUUACAAGAUAAGCUAUAAUGUUAUUGGACUUGUGCUGGUAUAUUAAUACAGAUUUUGAAAGUCUAGACCUGACAAAAACCAAUAAAUACCUAAUUUCUUAUUGUGA